This is a messenger RNA of Heteronotia binoei (common prickly gecko), 4274 nucleotides long. RefSeq names its product neuronal tyrosine-phosphorylated phosphoinositide-3-kinase adaptor 2 (gene NYAP2). Gene Ontology annotation, biological process: neuron projection morphogenesis; phosphatidylinositol 3-kinase/protein kinase B signal transduction. Lineage: Eukaryota; Metazoa; Chordata; Lepidosauria; Squamata; Gekkonidae. The record is from RefSeq and is a predicted model, not a curated record. The transcript is spliced from 9 exons. The coding region runs from base 1389 to 3683 and encodes 764 amino acids.
CAGUAAUUGUGAGCCUCGCACGGCUUUUACAGUGAGGGUGAGUGCAAACGAUACAUCAAUAUGAGGUAUCAAACAGAGACUUAGAUGUUCCCUCUAAGUGGCUGCUCAUUUCCUGGAGUCGUAACAUGGGCUAAAGGUUAACUUGCCCGUUUCUCUGUGGAGGAAAAAAAAACCUACGGGUGGGAGAAGAAGAAUGGGAGAGAGUUGCUUCAUAUUCUGCCCUACCUAGAGGGACUGAAUAAGGCAUACCGUGGUAUUUGUUCAGAUCUCUCCCUCCACCCGCAAACUGGAUUAUUUUGCUAAUCAGACUUCAGUGCAUCGAAGAUAAAAGAGAGAAUCUGUUGCCUAGAUAGGAGGCUUUAAUGAGCAGCUGCGCCCCUGGGGACUGCAAGCUGAAGUCGAAGGCUGCCGCUUUCCGGUCUCUUGUCAUUUCUUCACUUGCUCCUUCGCCUCCUUUCUCUCCACACACCCCCAAUGGGCCUAAGCGAGCGGGAACUGUCCAAGGUGCUAGAAUGCUGGCUGUUUGGCUGCUGAAUGCAAGAAGAUUGCAGAAAAAGAGGAGUACCAGAUUACUGCUUAUAGCCGAAGGUAGGCUUGCUCUUUGUUUGAGAAUCCCUGAUUAAUCAACAACAGCAUCGAGGGAGAGGGAGAGAGAGAGAGAGAAAGACUGCCUGUAGUCACAGGGAGAGAGACAGAGACAGAGGGAGACUGUUUCAGAUCUUCAGUGUUUAGUUGGCAAUGAGAGAGACAGAGAGCAUCUUUUUCUGCCGCAAGAAGCCAUUUGAAUAGGAUGUGUUCUAUCCCUUCUUUUCCUUUCUUUUGGUCUUCACAGCGUCCACUCCAAUGAGGCACCUUAGCCACCUUUGUAUCAUCGCAUAUGUUGGUGCUGUAAUCUUCUGUGUGGUGAAGUGGAUACAAAAAAAUCCUCCCAGUUCUUUUCUGUUGGACUUUGAAUCAGGGUACUGUUGGUGCCCCCCUGAUACCUUGGCUCUUCUUUCUCUGCAUGUGGAUUUAAAAUGCCUGCUCCAAUCCUUUGCCCCGCCACAUUUUUGAAAGUCAAACUUUAAAAGGCUAUUUAAUCCUAUAUGGAGAAGAUCUCUCUUUUUAAUACAACAAACACUACUGACUACUAGAGAUGUAGAAUUCUACAAUCUGGACAUCUUUGCCAAGAAGAUCUCAAGCACUUUAAGAGAAGAAAAAACUGAGCCAGUCUGCAAAAUCUUUUUUUUUUUGUAUGGUGCUGAAAUAUCCCUUCAGACUGCACUGAGAUAACCCGCAGGAAAGGGCUUUUACAGACAAAAGUCACCUUUAAUUGUUGCACUUAGUGGUCCUCUGAGGACUUUAAUUUUGGUACGAAGUGUUUGCCUCUGUUUACUGUUUUCCACAAGAUGAUGAAUUCUAAUCAGGAGGAGGUCACUUUGGGCACUUUUCUCCAGUACAUUGAAGAUAUGGGCAUGAAGGCCUAUGAUGGCUUGGUGAUACAGAAUGCGUCUGACAUUGCUCGAGAGAACGAUCGCAUGAGGAACGAAACAAACCUGGCAUACUUGAAAGAAAAGAACGAAAAGCGCCGGAAACAAGAAGAAGCAAUAAAACGCUUAGGUGGUGAAGUGGUGCGAGGAAAUGAAGGAGGCUAUGUGGGCAAGCAUUUCCGCAUGGGAUUUAUGACGAUGCCCGCUCCUCAGGACAGACUACCACACCCGUGUUCUAGUGGCUUCACCGUGAGAUCCCAGUCACUUCAUUCUGUUGGAGGUACUGACGAUGAAAGCAGCAGCUGCUCUCGCAAGCAACCACCACCCAAGCCCAAACGCGACCCCAAUACCAAGCUAAGCACAUCUUCUGAAACUGUAAAUGCUGGAACAACGAGUAAGAGUGGAAAGUUACCAGACAGGACUGAAGUGUCAUCUAAACCAAGGCCUCACAGUGAUGAGUACACUAAGAAGAUUCCACCUCCUAAGCCAAAACGGAAUCCAAACACUCAACUAAGUGCAUCUUUUGAUGAGACAUACAUCAAAAAGCAUACCCCCACAAAAUCAGCUCUAAGUCGGGAUGCCUCCUUGUCUCAGGUCAGCAGUCCUGCUCCAGACACAGAGGAAGAAGAACCUGUUUAUAUCGAAAUGGUUGGGAAUAUAUUAAAAGAUUUCAAAAAAGAUGAGGAGGACCAAAGUGAGGCAGUAUAUGAGGAAAUGAAGUACCCCAUCUUUGAUGAUGGAGGCCAAGAUUCAAAAUGCCCAUGUGAGUAUGACCAUCACAGCUGUUCUUCUCAGUGUGCUACUCCCACAGUGCCUGACCUUGAAUUCUCCAAGUCCUCAGUGCCAUCCACUCCCAAGGGUGUGCUUUGUGAUAUCCCCCCACCAUUUCCAAAUUUGCUUUCUCAUAGACCUCCACUCCUGGUUUUUCCACCUGCACCAGUGCAAUGCUCCCCAAAUUCUGAUGAGUCUCCUCUAACACCUCUGGAAGUCACCAAGCUUCCUGUGUUAGAAAAUGUGUCUUAUAUCAAACAGCAAGCUGGAGCUUCUCCAUCUUCACUGCCACCUCAUACUCUAAGUCAUCAAAAACUGGAGAAAGACCAGUCAAUAUCUCAUGGAACUAGUACUCCAGGGCACUCCUCUUCACCUCCUCAUCCUUCUACCUUAUACAGAACACAGUCUCCACAUGGCUAUCCCAAAAGGCACUCUGCCUCUCCCUCUCCUGUGAGUAUGGGUCGGUCACUUACCCCCUUAAGUCUCAAAAGACCUCCUCCUUAUGACUCUGUACAUUCAGGAAGUCUCUCAAGAAGUUCUCCAUCAGUGCCUCAUUCUACAGCCAGAAAUAUAUUGCAAGAAGGGGGGAAAAUGGUAAACGCCUCUGUCAAUACCUAUGGGUCAUCAUCGCAGAGUGGUUCACGUUCUAGAACGCCUACCAGUCCUCUAGAGGAAUUAACUAGCCUUUUUACCUCAGGACGAAGUUUACUGAGGAAAUCCUCCAGUGGAAGAAGAUCUAAGGAGCCUGCAGAGAAGCCGUUAGAUGAACUGAAGAUCAGAAGCCACAGCACUGAACCACUACCAAAGCUGGAAAACAAAGAAAGAGGAGGUCACCAUGGGACAUCUUCCUCCAGAGAGCCAAUAAAAGCUCAGGAAUGGGAUGGGACACCAGGACCACCAGUUGUGUCCAGUAGACUUGGAAGGUCUUCAGUCAGUCCAACAAUGCUGGCAGGAAAUAACAGCUCGGUGCUACUCCUCUGCUGGUCCCAGAACACCAGAGACAAAAUAGAACCUAAAGCAAGUUGUCGAUUGGGACGAUCAGCAUCCACAUCAGGUGUGCCUCCUCCCUCCGUUACUCCUCUCAGGCAAGCCAGUGAUCUGCAACCGAGCCAGAAUCAACCCCACUGCACACCCAGUAGGAGAGGAAAGAAACCUACAAGAACCAGGAGAGAACAGCCAAUUCCACAGCCUAGUAAUGUACACAAUUACAGUAAAGUAACAUGUAUGCAGUGGUUGCAUGGAGACCAUACAAUGCUGGAAAUGAUUGAGAAAAAACGUUGCCUGUGCAAGGAAAUCAAGGCUCGCCAGAAAUCUGAGAAAGGACUUUGUAAACAGGACAGUAUGCCCAUCCUGCCAAGCUGGAAGAAAAACACGGGGACCAAGAAGUAUAGUCCUCCUCCAUAUUCCAAGCAACAAACUGUUUUCUGGGAUACUGCAAUAUGAUAGGAGCAUGGAGGAUUGUCUUCUGCACAUGGCUGCAACAUGCGCUGUUAACACUCCUUCCUAUUACAACAGUGGCUGGGACCUAAUUUCAGGUGAAGAGCUACCUAGGAUGCAAGCGGAGUAGUAUCCAUCUAGCAAUCUGAAGCAAAAUCUUCAUCUCCCACUGAAUGAAGGCAUGCAUAUUUGGGAAGGAUUCUGUUGAUUCCAGAAAAAUAAUGAGAUGUAAAUAUUUCUGCCAGUUUCUCAACAAGAAUCCUGAGUUAAGACACUCUUGAAAAAUAUAAUGCAAAAUUGUAUGAACAUUUUACUCAUGCUAUUUAACUGUUUUCUGUGUGUUACCUUUAUGCUGUUUUGUUUUUGUUUUUUAAAACUAUUUAGAAUUAUCUCAUCCUGUCUACAUUUGGUGCCCUUACAAAAGCAUGUAGUUGUCCAUUUUUGCUUUAAUGCUACAAAUGUUCAAAUUCAACUGGUGCUAGGAAUGUAGAAGUUAGGUACCCAUAUUCAUUAGAUUCAUUUUCUGUAAUUUUGGGGGGCAAAAAGUGGAGAGAACCAUAACAAUGCAGCUUAAAUACAAUUCCUUUAGAGGUCCAA